Oldenlandia corymbosa var. corymbosa is the source of this 549-nucleotide messenger RNA. Lineage: Eukaryota; Viridiplantae; Streptophyta; Magnoliopsida; Gentianales; Rubiaceae. The record is from the annotation of a GenBank genome assembly.
AUGGCUUCAGAAAUUGUGGAGUCAGCAAAUCUAGGAAUAGAAUCGAUAUGCCCAAGGGAUGAAGUAUGUGAAAAUUCAUCGGCGUUGGUGGGUUAUGUGUUUAUGAAAUCGCAAGAUUUCUUAAAGAAGUUUGGAUUUCUGCUAUUUAAAAUACUCAAGAUGCAGAAAGCUCGUUUUGGGGAGCAACAAGUGAUGGAUUUCAAUGAUUUCAGAAAGUUAUCCACAGUGACUGAUGGGUCAUGGAAGAAGCUCAAAACAGGCCUGAUCUUUCAGGACCCGCCGCUUCAAGCCGACCUAGUUUCCAAGAUUGUCCAUUUGAUUGAUGAUCUCGAUGCCUUCAUCGUCGACGAGUCUCUCUGUCAACCGACGAAAACAGCGUCCACUGUCGACUCCAGGUUUCAACGGAAGGAGGAAGUCGGCGGGCCUGCGAAGGGCAUAUUUUCCAGAAUAGAUGUCUUUCAGGAAGAGUUUAGGAGUUUGCUUAAAAUGCUUCAGGAAUUCAACACCCUGUGCUUGGAGGAUGAAGCCUUGUCCUCCUCCCAAUUGUGA